UUACUGAAGGAAAGCGUCAGUCGGCAACGAGCCGUCGUCGACGCCACACGUUUCUACGCGAGCGUCUCAAAGCAUCGCGCCGCGUAAAUAACUUCGAUACGUAACAAAAAUAAAAAUCUAAAUUCACUUUUCGAUAUUAAUACAAUGAAAUUUAAAUACAUUCGAUAGAAUUUGUGUAGUUUAAAAAGUAGUGGAAAGUUACUUUAGGAAAGAAACUUUUUGAAAAACAAUUGAAAUAAAUUCAGUGCGUAUUGAGACUCUAUCUUCCUUGAAAUAAGAACUUGUAUUUCAAAACGAACGUUGUGGAGAGUUACUUGACACCGAGGCAUUAAACGUGUCCGAUGAAAUAUAAACGAUCAUGUGAGGACAUAAUAAUGAAUGUUUUGUUGAUAUAGUUUAGAAACAAUUGAUCGUCGGGACGUGUAGUGGUGAUAUAAUUUUAUGCUUUGACUGGCGGUUUCCUGCGAGGACUGACGGAAGUCGGCAUGAAGAACUAGUGAAGCCAGAUAGAAAUAGAAUCUUGGUGCAUCAUAACGAUGUUCUGGUGAUCAGACGCUUCAGUUCGAAUAAAAUUCAUACUGACGAGAGCGGCGACGAGAUAGUGUGUGCUUCCUGAGCAGCUGUGACCUUAUAACCCCGCACAUCGACAAAAUGCUUUAUCACCACAACUCUAUUACCAACGUAGUGACCGGGACGAAGGUUCGUUAUCAGUCGCAGGCGAAACCCGACCACGUAAACAUGAACAUCAAAUGAGUGAUGAAAUUUAUUACCGUGACGCGUUUGUGGACGAAUGAUGUGCGUUAAACUGUUAAGAUGGGUGAUCUGCUACCGAGUAUACCGAGGAGUACGUUCGCGAGUGAGGUAGAGGGGGGCAACUACAGCCUGGAGGGCGGGGUGCUGGAGUACGGGUCCGACGCGGAGCUGGAGGCGGUGGAGCUGUUCCGGGACUACCCCGAGCCUCUGUUGCGCUUUGCUUCCGUGUGCUGCGUGCUGUUCAUGCUGGUCGGCAUCCCUGGCAACCUCAUCACUAUCGUUGCGCUCGCUAGGUGCAAAAAGGUUCGUAACGCUACGGCUGUCUUCAUUAUGAACCUGUCAUGCUCCGACCUUCUGUUCUGCUGCUUCAACCUUCCUCUCGCCGCUUCCACAUUCUGGAGACGGUCCUGGGCACACGGCAGGAUCCUUUGCCGCAUGUUUCCUCUGGCUAGAUACGCACUGGUCGCCGUAUCACUGUUCACAGUACUCGCCAUCACCAUCAACAGAUAUGUCAUGAUUUCACAUCCAAGGCUAUACCCUAAGUUGUAUCGACGCCAGUAUCUCGCUGUUAUGGUCGCUAGUACGUGGGCUUUCUCAUUUGGAGCGUUAAUAGCGACGUGGCUAGAGAAAUGGGGCCGAUUUGGGUUAGACCCUACGAUAGGAUCGUGUUCAAUACUCCCAGAUAAAAACAAUAGAUCUCCAAAGGAAUUUCUGUUCGUUGGAGCAUUUAUGUUGCCUUGUUUGGCUAUAGUUAUAUGCUAUGCUCGGAUUUUCUGCAUAGUAAGAGAAGCUGCAAGGAAAUCUCGGGCGCCAGCUCGAGGAAGGUCAAGGCCGGGCUUGGAAGACUCUGCUGUCGGAUCAGCCUCAACAGCACUAGAACGAUCUCCAGGUCUCGAGAAUGGAACCAACCAUGUCGCUCCACCUCGCAGAGCACUUCUUGCCCCUCCUGCCUUACACUGUCCUCCGACGCCAGGUCCUGAACGGUCUUCUUCCUCAGGCGUCGACACUUUAGACGGACACGAUGAAGAGUGUGCCCUAGACGCUAAACCAAGAACACCGAGUGGCGGAGAAACGGCAAAACGUCUACGACAAGCAGCUGUUGCGCUGAGGCGGUCCCCCGCCUCUGUCAGGCCACCUCGCCUCACAGCAAAAGACAGGAAGUUAUUGAAGAUGAUAAUGGCAAUAAUGUUAUCAUUCUGGGUUUGUUACUUGCCAAUUACAUUAACGAAAAUAUUUCGCGAGUUCACCUCGCAUCCUGCCGCGAACAUUGCGGGGUAUAUUCUCAUAUACUUGACUACGUGUAUCAACCCCAUAAUAUACGUUGUGAUGUCGAGUGAGUACCGGCAGGCGUACAAGAACCUGCUGAUGUGUCGUCGAUGGGCGUGACGUUCGCC
Molecule: messenger RNA, 2147 nt
Organism: Trichoplusia ni (cabbage looper)
Lineage: Eukaryota; Metazoa; Arthropoda; Insecta; Lepidoptera; Noctuidae
Product: G-protein coupled receptor moody-like
Exons: 5
Coding region: 814-2139 (441 amino acids)
Biological process (GO): G protein-coupled receptor signaling pathway
Cellular component (GO): membrane
Molecular function (GO): G protein-coupled receptor activity
Source: RefSeq, a predicted model, not a curated record